AUGGUUGAUUCUUGCUUUGGUCCCAUUUGGGUCGACUUUUUCAACCUUCUCUACAUUUGCCACCCACCCCCCUCCCGUCUUUCUUUCCCGGUUUCGACUAUCCGACGCAUCCUAACCUACAGUGAAUUCCUCACGAUCUGCUUAGUACUAUUGAAAGAGUACUAUCUUCUAAUGUCAAAUGUGCAUGAGCAAAAGUAUCGUGCAAUGCGUGAGGCGCUGUGUCGGUACCGGAUAGAUCUGAGCAACCUGCUUAACGAAGAGGUGAGUAUUUUACACACAACCACAUACGCACACUUAACCACAUUUGCAUAUUGUAACCAGGUGGUGCAAGUCGCCUUGGUCACUAUAUUUUGCAUCCCGUGUAGAGUAGACUUCUCUAACCUACUUCUGGUCAGUAGCUCGUUUAGAACUAUGAGAAUCUGA
Protopolystoma xenopodis is the source of this 423-nucleotide messenger RNA. Lineage: Eukaryota; Metazoa; Platyhelminthes; Monogenea; Polystomatidea; Polystomatidae. The record is from the annotation of a GenBank genome assembly.